AUGUUCACCUCGUCCUCCAUCAUCGACCUCACCGUUCCUCUUGCGCCGCGACUACCCUCCAUCGCCCGAUUUGACGACGACACCGUGCCCUUCCUCCCUCCUGGGCUUCAGACCGAAGUUGAUAGCGUCGCUCCGGGCACUCGUGCGCGAUUAGGUCGUGCCCCUAUUGGCCUCGGCAUCGCCGGCGUAUCACUCUCCGGCGAGACCGUGAUCUCUGACGAGGAAGAUGAACGGGGUUCCGAAGCGUACUCUGCUCUGUCAUUGUGUCCAACCACGAAGUCAGCCGAGGUGAUCUUCAAUCCGAUCGACGGCGAUGCGGUCGUGCUCUUUCCUCAACUAGCAAAGUACUGCCUACCGCUUGACGAAGAUGCCCUCUACCAAGGGUUUAUGCCAACCCCCAAACCGCCGUCAUACAUCAGCCCCGACAUCGCCUUGGCAUGUCCCGCGUUGACUACCAACAUUGGACUGGGUAUUAGCGGCAUUGACGUCGGCCCGCCGACACAGGACUUAAUGGACAUCACCAUUUCGUCCGUCGACGGACUCACGCCUUCAACUCCUCCCCGCGCCCCGCGCCUACCCUCCAUCUCCGCCUUCCCUUCCUCGCCGUCGCCAUCGUUUGAAUCCUUCCCUGCAUUUCCCACGUUUGACUCUCAGACGUUGUGGAGCGCGCCAUCCUUCGGCGGAUCGUGGUCCUCGAGUCUGGCGGACGAGGAUCACGAAUGGUCGCGGUCGUUCUCGGUCGGACCUGUUACUCCACCUCACAGCUUCGCUCGGGGACCUACGGUGGGACUCGGCAUUGUGGGCGUCGACUCUCCGCUGGACGACGCGGAUGCUGCGCGGGCGGAUGAAGUUGGCGUGUUUCCGGGAAUGGCGGAUCGGUUGGAGAAGGUUAGAUUCCAGUCGAUGCCAGAAGAAGCGGGUUCUCCGGUUCCACGCUUCCGUCAAUCGACUCGUGAAUAG
This is a messenger RNA of Punctularia strigosozonata HHB-11173 SS5, 960 nucleotides long. RefSeq lists its product as uncharacterized. The transcript has a single exon. The coding region runs from base 1 to 960 and encodes 319 amino acids. NCBI's taxonomy places the organism in Eukaryota, Fungi, Basidiomycota, Agaricomycetes, Corticiales, Punctulariaceae. The record is from RefSeq and is a predicted model, not a curated record.